Molecule: messenger RNA, 4837 nt
Organism: Branchiostoma belcheri (Belcher's lancelet)
Lineage: Eukaryota; Metazoa; Chordata; Leptocardii; Amphioxiformes; Branchiostomatidae
Product: protein lifeguard 2-like
Exons: 12
Coding region: 148-1218 (356 amino acids)
Biological process (GO): negative regulation of apoptotic signaling pathway
Cellular component (GO): membrane; endoplasmic reticulum; Golgi apparatus
Source: RefSeq, a predicted model, not a curated record
GAGAGUUCAAAUGUGAUGAUGUUCGCGUGACGUCAUUUGGGAAUCAAGGGUCUUGUCGUGAUCGACGUUUUACGUGAUUUCUCCAUCAAAUUUUCGACUAGGACGGCUUAAUUUGACCAGAGAGAAGAAUUGUGAGCAGCCUUCAGGAUGUCAGUUCCAGCUCCGCCCAGCUACGAAGAUGCCACCACAGGGGGGUAUGGCAAACCUGACCAGCCAGCGUACCCCCCUGGCAUGGGACCCCCUGUGAUGGGACCCCCUGGCAUGGGACCCCCUGGCAUGGGACCUAACAUGGCCCCCUUCCCCCCUGCACCAGGAGGAGCACCCUUCCCACCCCCCGUUAUGCCACGUGGUAUGCCCGGUGCGGGUGGUUUCCCCGCCAUGCAGCCUGGUUACCCCCCUGCGCAGGGCGGGUACCAGCAGCCCCCCUCCACCGCGUACGGGACCGUCCCGGGCGCGUACAACACCGUCUACAGCGACACGGUACCCGAGGCGCAUGUCCGGGACCCCGAGUCGUCUGGUUCGUCCGACGAGAACUUUGCGAGCUCAGCUUUUAACGACAAGGCUAUCCGCAGGCAGUUCAUCAAAAAGGUGUACCUGGUACUGACUGCUCAGCUGCUGGUGACCUUUGGAUUUGUGUGCAUCUUCAAGUUUGUCCCAGAGGUGCACAAUUUUGCUCGUCAGAACCCUGGCCUGUACUGGGCAGGAUAUGCUGUGUUCAUCGUGACGUACUUUGCGCUGGUGUGCUGCCCGACCGUGCGCCGCAAGUACCCCACCAACAUCAUCAUGCUCAGUCUCUUUACUCUGGCCAUGUCCUAUAUGGUGGGAAUAAUAACAAGCUACUAUGACAUCUACAGUGUGCUGAUGGCAGUCGGCAUCACCUGCCUGGUGUGUUUUGGAGUGUCCCUCUUUGCCAUGCAGACCAAGUAUGACUUCACUGGCUGUGGCGGGUUUCUGUUUGUGGGCGUGCUGGUUCUCUUCAUCUUCGGCCUCAUCGCUCUCAUCACCUUCCCAUGGGUGCCGAUCCUGCAGACUGUGUAUGCUGGACUGGGAGCUCUGCUGUUUGCCCUGUUCCUGGCCUACGACACCCAGCUGGUUGUUGGCGGGAAGCGCCACGAGCUGAGCCCGGAGGAGUACAUCGCCGGCGCGCUGCAGCUGUACCUCGACAUCGUCUACAUCUUCCUCUUCAUCCUGCAGCUGGUCGGCAGCAGAGGUAACUAGAGCCCAGACGUCGCCACGCCUGCUUUUUUUAACACCACUCUUGUUGAGUUUUGUUGGAUCCAUGGUAAAAGCUAGACCACAACGUCACCAUGCCCGUUUUUUUGGACAGCCGCUCUUGUUGAGUUGAGUUUGCUUGGAUCCACAGUAAAACUUUUGUUAGCAUGUCGGCAGAACGCACUCCAUCUGAAGAGGUCGACCACAACAUCACCAUGCUUGUUUUUUUUUACACCUGCUCUUGUUAGAGACCCUGAAUCCUGUUUUGCUGAUCAUAUGAAAACUGUGAAAAAUCCAGUUUUUUUUGCAAAAGGCACAGUACGUUCUGCCAACAUGCUUUUGCUGCUUUGAAGUACUGUGAGCACUGGUCGCUGAACAUGACAGACAUUAGAAUGUCAGUUAUAAGCAAGACAGCACAGCUUACAAUUGGUGAUCUCUCAUUUCUUGAACCACAUACAAGAAUAUACCGAGUUUUUUUUCCUAUUAAUUUAUAUACUUUGUUCAUUUUCCACAAUGUUAAUACAAUGCUGAGCAGUUAGAUGUACGGGGUAGAAGGUAACUCAUUUUGUUUAGGGUGAUUUUUUAAAGCAUUUUCAAGAACAAUCGCUGUUGUACAUGCAAGUGUAUUUGCUGGUGUACAAUUUCCUAUUUUUGUAUUACUUCAUAACCUAUUUCUAUUAUAUGCAUGUCCCUUCAAAUUUAGAAGUUAACUUUUCCUUCUUUUUAAUCAGAAUUAAUACCAAAACUUACUUGGUUUUCUACUCCCAGUAGAACAAAAACAGUGUUUGCAUGCAUUUGUUUCCAAAGGUGUGACUAAAAACUGCAUUACUGAUAAUGUCAUUAAUGACUUUAAUGCAUGGUUUAAAAGUGGAAGAUUCUACUACAUACGGGUGUGUUUUUGUGUGUGUUUCCCUUUCAUGCUGACCUAGGUGGCGGCGAGUAAAACCUUUCAGAACUUGGACACCCCUAGUAUUGAAAUGGAUUGAUCCAUGAAAUCAGAAAGGAAGGCUUGACCCAAGAAGACCUAACAGUAUGUUAAACAGACGACUACAAAAAAACGUAUCAUGAAAAAAAGUCCAAACGUUUUACUAACCAGACAUUUAAUUCAUGUUCGUUUUCCCUUUUGGUGAAAAAAAUUUAAUUGUACUAGCAAAAAAGUAACAGAUUAUAACUUAUUGCAUCUGUUUGACAUUAUAUAAGAUGGAUUUUACCGAACCUGUCUUAAGUUCAAAUGCCAGCCUUUGUCAACUGAACUUGAAAAAAUCCAAUUAAAAAAUCUUUUGGGCAUAUCAUUUGUUUCUUGACCAGAAAACAUACUAGUCUUUACUGACAAAGGCUUGCACACGGAGCUGAAAAUGUUGCACGUCUAUGUUUCAUUUCUGUUUCCAGAGUUGUAUAUUUUUCAUCUGUUACUGUAUUUUUUGUUGUCAUCAAUGCUUUGGGUUACUUAUGUUGAAACAUUUGUGUUGUAUUUGUUGUUCUUCAAAGAAGUGCUGGUAGAAAAUAGUUAUGUGAAAUGUGACAAAAUGUUAACAUAAAGUUAAGAUAUAGAUUUCUUAUUUUCCUGUGCAAUGGUAGUUUAUCUUCUUGUGGAAACUUGAAGUGAUAUGCGAACAUUUGACCGGAACAACGCUUCAAUAGAAAACAAAGUUAAACAUCGUAGAAGAGAGAACACUUAAGCUGUAAGUGUAAGGAAACUCACAUCAUAUGCAUGAAGGUAUCAUAGUAGACUAGAAUAGACAGGAGGAAAAAAUAACAUGCCUAUCUUCUGCUAUAUAACACAUACAUACAUGCACUAGACUGUGUAGACUUCUACUCUUCUACACUACUAGACUGUAUGCACUUCUACUAGUAAAGGCAAUAACACUAUAUACUGUAUAAUGUAAACAUAGUCACUAUAAAUUUGUGAAACUAGAAACUUAAAACCGUGAAAACAUUUUUUAAGUACAAUAUGUAUCUAGUACUAUUAACUAUAUGUGUCAUAAGAAAUAAGAAUACAGUAAUUGAGAGAGGCACAUUGACACUUAAAGUCUGUUAUCAGUGUAAACUUUAGGAUUGAAUACAGUGUUCUGUAUAAACCUUGUAAAAGAACUUUCCCAAACUUUAUUGCAGUGUCAUGAAGUAUAUGUGUAACAGAUGUAUCUGUCAACGUUACAUAGUCUUCACUUACACUUUCCACAAUAUUAAAACAUACAUCUAGUGUAGGAAGAGAUAUCUAGGGUAUGUGCCUUUCUUACUUUAAAGUCACUUAAAGAUUACCCAUGAAGAAAUUUAUCUCCAUUUCUAGAGCUGAUACUAGCAUAAGUUACAUGGUUGUUAGCCAUGUUGUUCUAAUGAUUAUAUAUUGUAAAUGACAUGUGCAUGUAGAUGUUGUACAAAAUUACGACUCUGUAUCUGUAUAGCCGGUAUAACCGCCCUUCGGCGUAACACACCAGCUAUGGAGUUGUGGUGGGCAAGGGUACCUAAUGAUGAACGUUGGAAAGGUUCAGGAAACAUUUGAAAGAUUAUGAGACAUUAGCAGUCAGAAUAGUCGAUUUGGAAAGACACAAUGAAUGUAUUGAUAGGUUUCAGAACAAUUUUGGGGAACUAUUAACUUGAAGGAUUGUGUGCCAAUACUUACACCUUAGCUGUACUUUAGGCUCUUAGCAGGUACCCUUGCUAUAUAGGACUGGACAAGAAUGACAUGGUCAGCCAUGAUAUUCAGAUUGUAUCAGAAGAGUCACAAACUGUAUAAAAGGUAAGGUAAGCUUGUAUAAUGCAGCAGGAGCUGGUCAGGAUGUUUCAAGGAGUUGGUCAACAAAUUAUAUAUGUAUUAUCAGAAAGUAUUUUCUGAUUAGUAUAGUCUGGUACGUGUAUAUGCCAUUAAAAGGAUACUUAUAUUAGUGAUAUUGUACAUGUACCUGUUAUUGUUUAACUAUGUAUUACUGCUAAAUAUAUUGUGUCAUGAAAUAUGUCCAUGUUUAAUGGUUUGAUGUGUGAAAUAUUACAAGUGCUAAAUCUAUAUAGGUAAUAGAAGAAACUACUUAGGCCACCAAGAAUGUAACUAUUUUGUGAUACACAUAAAAUCCCCACCUCAACAGUUGUUAGCCCUUGUGCACUUGAUGGUCAACAGCAUGAUUUUCCCUAAAAAUAAGACUCGAGAAAACGUUAAUUUCUUCUAUCCUCCCUACAUUAAUCUGUUAACAUGUAGAUUGGAACAGUUGAAUGCUAGUGAUAACUGUGGUCUUGUCCAUUUAAGACUUUUGAGGAGAAGAGCCAAAGUUUAAGUACAUGUACAUUACUGGAGCUGGAUAAAGGUGUUGUAAGUUGUAUAAUAAUAUUAACUGCAGUGAGAAGCUUAGGGUUCCUGUUGCAUGUAGUUUAAAAUGGUGUAACACAGAUAUAUACCUACAUUGUAAUACAUAGAAAGUCAUUCAGUGUAGCUUUCCAACAACAAGUUUUAUUCAGUAAGUGGCAUGUGCAUCUACAUGUUACCAUAUAUAGGCAAUACAGUACUACUGACUGUGGGAUAUGGAAUAGCUAGCAUUGUGCACUACUACUUGAUGUUUUACUGUGAUUUCUGUGCAUAUUAUAAGUGUACACAAAUAUCAAGCUACUGUGAAUAAAGCUUCGUGUGAAUAUGUAA